GCCCCCUUCAACAUCCACCAAUCUUGAAUUCUCACAACCCGUCGCAACCUGCCAAGAUGACCACCGCCCAUCGUCCCACCUUCGAUCCGGCCAGAGGCAAAGAAGCCCUCCGCGGCCCGGCCUACCACCAACGCCUCCUCCCAGCGCACACCCAACUGAAGUUCCGCCAAGCAGGCCAGGGCGGCAACGCGGACGAAGAAUCCCACGACCUCAGAGCCGAGCUCCUCGCCGCCGAGGCCGCCCACUUCGCCAAGAAGAACGGCGGCGCGCCUCCCCCGUCCGCGGACGACGAUGCCGACGCGCCAUCGGGCGGCGUGAAGCGUGCCCUCGAGGCCGGGUCGCAAGCAGACGCAGAAGAGGACUUUGAAGCGAAGCGGAGGAGGAUAUUAGAGGAGUCGCGGGAUGUUGACGCAUCUUCAGACGAGGAAGGCGACGAAGAGGACGAUGACGACGACGACGAUAGCGAUGAGGACAGCGACGACGAGGAGGCGGAGCUGCAGCGCGAGAUGGAGAAGAUUCGACGCGAGAGGGCGGAGAAGAGGGAGAAGGAAGAGAAGGAGAGGGCCAAGAUCGAGGAGGAGGCGCGGGAGAGGGACAUUGCGCUGGGUAAUCCGCUGUUGAAUAAGCCUGAUUUCAACAUGAAGAGGCGGUGGGACGACGAUGUCGUUUUUAAGAACCAGGCGAGGGGAACGGAGGAGAAGGGCAAGGGCAAGGAGUUUGUCAACGAUCUCCUGCGCUCCGACUUCCACAAGCGGUUCAUGAGCAAGUAUGUUAGAUAGAUACCCACCGCCGACUACAGUGGCAAAUGCGAGUCUUUUUCUUCUACCCUUUUAAUCGUUGGAACCGGUUACGAUACGCUACGAAGGCAAUGAACCGGACGGUGCUCGAGUUGCCUGACGAGGCCCAUUGAGUCCAUCCUUGGCCCCAGUAUGGACUGGACGCGACAGAGGUUGCUCAUUCAUAAGCGUCCAGCCGAGAAAUUCCGUGUCGCCUCGUCAGGUAUGUCACACAGCAUCGACCACCGGAGACAC
Colletotrichum scovillei is the source of this 1031-nucleotide messenger RNA. RefSeq names its product Cwf15/Cwc15 cell cycle control protein. The coding region runs from base 57 to 779 and encodes 240 amino acids. The record is from RefSeq and is a predicted model, not a curated record. Gene Ontology annotation, cellular component: catalytic step 2 spliceosome. Lineage: Eukaryota; Fungi; Ascomycota; Sordariomycetes; Glomerellales; Glomerellaceae. The transcript has 3 exons. Gene Ontology annotation, molecular function: RNA binding. Gene Ontology annotation, biological process: mRNA cis splicing, via spliceosome.